Molecule: messenger RNA, 1176 nt
Organism: Didymosphaeria variabile
Lineage: Eukaryota; Fungi; Ascomycota; Dothideomycetes; Pleosporales; Didymosphaeriaceae
Exons: 4
Coding region: 1-1176 (391 amino acids)
Source: RefSeq, a predicted model, not a curated record
AUGACGCAGCAGGGCACGCAGUCGUCGCGCCCGCCACGGCCACGAUCCCCACAUUUCCCUCCACAUAACGCACCCCGCGUAUGGUUUCUGACAAUAGGUUCAUCACCCAUCGCAAUCGCUUUGGCGCGGCAAGUACUUGAUCACGGUGACUAUGUAGUAUCUGGCGUCGUACCACAAGAUUUUGAAAAGAGAGAGGGUCAGUGUGAGGACUUCAGAGCAUUUCUUGAGGAAGUGAAGCACACAGAACGAUGGCGGGAAAGACUAAGAGUUGUUGGGCUGGAUGGGCGAGUAAUCGGCCAGUGUCAGGCCGCGAUCGCAGAGGCUGUUGAAGCGUUCGGACGUGUCGAUGUCCUACUCGGCAACACCAGCGAAGCUGUUAUAGGUGCCGUAGAAGAGCUGUCCCAAAGUAUUCAGACCAUUACUCUUGUACAGGACACAUUUGAAACCAAUUUCUUCUCAAAUGUGAAUAUCAUCAAAGCUGUCCUUCCAACGAUGCGCGAACGGAAAAACGGCCACAUCAUUAUGUUGACGGGCGUCACCGGUCAUCUAGGGACGCCAGGUCUGGCCAUGUAUUGUUCAUCACAAUGGGCUAUUGAAGGGUAUUGCGAUAGUCUGGCGUAUGAGAUCGCUCCUUUUAACAUCAAAAUGUCUAUUGUUCAAGCCAAUAUGGAAGUAAAUGUUCUCACCAACAAAAUGACCUCCGUCCCGCCAAUGCGCGAGUACCUUCAGGCCGAAAAUCCCGCGCCAAUCGCUCGCGACAUCUUUUCCAGCCUUCUCGACAAGCUUGACCGCGUCAAUAACCCGUCUCCAUAUCCACAGGAGGAAAAGUCGCCUACUGACAGUAUUUCGACAACAAGCCCAGACGCCACUGUCCAUGAGCCAACCAUGGGCGAUCUACUCAGCUCGGACACCGUCACAUCGCUGUACGCGCCUCUGCCAUCCGUGGUGAAGUCAUCGCUGAUAGCAGAGACUGUACAUGCGCUGACGGCUAUUGGUGGCCAUGAUAAUCCACCUGCAAGACACAUAGUCGGUCUGGAGGGCGUGACAGCGGUCAAAGAGAAGUUAAAGACUACGAGUGAAGAAUUAGAGGACUUCAUCGAAGUGAGCAAUGCGGUGGAUAUUGGUCGACCAUACGAUCCAUCGGUCAUGGCCUCAAUAGAUGCUGAAGCAUUAUGA